CCACUGCAGCCGUACACUAGCCGUACCCCGUACCCCCCCCCUGGCUCCUCCCCCGGCCGCCCAGUUUCCCUUUUCUUUCCCUCAAUCCCACUUCCCAGGAACGAGGAACCCUCUCCUCUCUUUCCUUAUCCACACAACAGGACAACACACAUAGGCCGUGUGUGUACCUUUAUGUCCGUCAACAACCAAGGAGCUCGACCACAAAUACUCCGAGUAUAGACGAGGCAGUGAUCGGCGCGAAAUUAGUCGGAAUUGCGGCGUUUUGGGUCUCACCUCACCUUUGGAUCCCAAGGGCUUGGAACCGAAUAAUACCGGCAAACAACACCAACACCAACCCCAACAACAACACGAGUCGACCAUCACCACCACUACUACUACCACCACCAUACAUUGACAUACGUCAGCCAACCCAACUACAGUCACACCAACCCACCCUCGACAAAACGAUUCUAUGAUCAAGAACAACGCCAUCGUCAUGAGUUCCGCUACACAGGGAGGACCCGCCGCGGUCCCUAAGGAGGAGAAGAAGGGCUUCGGCAAGGUUCUGGCAAGAGUAAAGACGGUUCUGAGGACGAAGCGACUUUCGACCAGCGGCGCAAAGGCCGAUCCCGCUGCUCCCGCCGAGAAAAAGGGCAAGGAAGCCGCCAAGAGCACCACGAAGACGGCCCCUGCUGCUGCUGCUGCUGCGGCGGCGGCCAAGACUGUGGACGCCAAUGCCCAAAAGGUCCCUCGCGCCCAGUUGUUUGAGGAGCGUGCCAAGAAGCUCGGUGAGCUCUAUGGCUUGGAGCUGAAGCCCAGCGAGUGGCACUCGACCGAGGGUCAUGCUCUCCGUGUUGAAAAGCCCAUCAAGAUGCGUGUCCACCGCAAAUGCCACCAAUGCGACACCUCGUUCGGAGCUUCCAAGGAGUGCUCCAAGUGCAAGCACACGCGAUGCAAGCAGUGCCCUCGUAUUCCCUCCAAGAAGACCGAGGCCGAGAGGGAGGAGAGCAGGAAGAAGCGCGCUCAGAUCAUCAAGGAUCGUGCCGAGAACGCCCCCAUCGUCCCCGACUGGCACCCGAAGCGCGAGAAGGACCUCGUUCUCAGACGUCCUGCCAAGACCGGCACUCAGGAUCUGGUUCACAAGAAGCCUCGCCAACGUGUGCGCAGGACCUGCUGCGGCUGCAAGAACCUCUUCACUUCUGGAAACAAGACUUGCACGGCCUGCCAGCACGUCCGUUGCACGGACUGCCCUCGAGACCCAUCAAAGAAGGACAAGUAUCCCUACGGCUAUCCUGGAGACCAACCUUCGAAACGCCAGGCUUACUUCGAAUGCAAGGCCUGCAAAAACACCUUCGCUUCGGAGCCAACCGUCACCACGUGCCCCAAGUGCUUCAACAGAAACACCGAGCGACUUGCGCCGAAGCGGGUGGAACCUCAACCUGACCCCGAAGCUUGGAAGAGCAUACAAGCAAAACUCGCGGCGAUGAAUCUCAAGUAACACGAUACGUUUCAGUGUCCUUGUCACUCUGCUAGGAGGGAAAGAAAGAAGGAUAUUAGAACACGAUGAAAAUGAAGGUUUAAGCGAAGGAAGCUGAUGAUAGCGUCUUUUUUUUAUUUGGACUUGUUUUGCUCUUUUUUUGGUUUUGGCUGGCUAUCACCCAGACUCUCGCAAGCUUUUAUCGCUCACAAGAUGCAUGCAUUCAUUCUUAAGGCCACACGCACCACCAUCCUUAGCACGAUAUGAAACACACGCGCAUGUUCUAACCACAUUUUGCAUGCAUGGAUUUUUUCUGCGACGAAACAACGCCUCUGAUCCUUUCCCGCAUAUUUCUCGUCAUUCACUAUGUCGGCGCUCGAUUUGAUACCCAACUUUACGGACCCUGCUCAUCAACUGCGAAAUCUGAGAAGAGAACAACUUGUCUGUUUAGCGAACAGCAAAGGAAUGGAGGAAAGGUAUCCCUCAUAGAGGUCCCUGUGGUCAUGGAAGGGAAAUACUAGGAUAUAUUUCUCCAUAGGUGCAAUAUAUCGAUCUGUCUCAUAAAACAAA
Molecule: messenger RNA, 2026 nt
Organism: Neurospora crassa OR74A
Lineage: Eukaryota; Fungi; Ascomycota; Sordariomycetes; Sordariales; Sordariaceae
Exons: 3
Coding region: 452-1477 (341 amino acids)
Source: RefSeq, a predicted model, not a curated record